AUGUGGUCGACUUGCUUGACUUUCAUCCUUGCAGCUCUCACUGCUUCCAGUUUGGCUGCCCCAUCUCCGCUCACCACCUCGGCAACCACUGUCGCCACUCUGUCCGGCAUUCAAUCCGGCACCGCCCACGAUGGGAUCCUGAUCCACGUGCUCCGCACCGAAGACUUGAUUGCGGAUAAACUCAAGGCGAAGCCACUAUUGCUUGAGAGACUCUCCCACUUGCUCAUCAAGGUGGAGCUCGGCAACCAGUCUGUGGCCGUCAAUGGUCACUCUCUCCCCAUGCUCCCUGGUUCCCAUCCCCUGGAAGUUAGUGUGAAGCUGCAACAGGUCCAAAUGCUCAAGAUGCCCAAAGACAGUCCCCUCGUUCCCCUCGGACUCACCCCGCCUGAGGUCUUGAGCAUCGCAGACAAAUACAUGUCCGAGGGGAUCGUUGCUGCAAUGCUCAGUGUCACCCAAGAGCCCUUGAUCGUAGAGGCCAUGCGUGAGGACAACACCCCCGUUCAGGCUGAAGCCUACAAGGUGACCAUCGGAAUGAAGAUCUUAGAAGUUGACGGUAUGUCCCUCGCCGAAACCGAUCUUCCCCCGGUCGACCUACUUCACUUGAUUGUUCAUCCCGACCAAGCGGACCCGAGCAAAGUCGCCACCGUGACCACCCUUGCACCUGAAGCGCUCUCGGACUCCCAACCGGCCUCGAGUCCCGCAGGCAUGCUCAAUGCCGCCCUCGACACCACCCGGGCUUCGCUUGAAUCCACCCUGAAUGCGCUCAGCAAUGCCAUGCAAGGAAUGGUCGCCCACGCCUCCGGUCUGCUCAACGGUUCCAGAGCCCGCAAGCCGUGCCACAAGCAUCAUCAUCACCACCACCAUCAUCAGAAGGGUGCUGCCUCAAAGGCCAAGAAGCCGGUCGAGCUGGCUGCGGCCACCAAGGCUCCUGAGGCUACUUCUGAACACCCCGUCAGCCGCCACUCGGCUGCCUCUACCUUCCGCCACAGGAUGGGAUGCUUUGUCAAGAUGGUUGCUCGCUCUUCCCUGGCCGUCCUCCUGCUCGGCCUUCCCCUAGCCCUUGUCUUGCUAGUCUUCAGUGCCCUCGUCUCCACCAUCCUCCGUCGACGCCUUGAGGCCUCCACUGCCGCGGCCUCCACCCCGCCCGCUUACCAGGCCAUUCCUGGCGACGAGAAACUGACCGAAGACCAACAAAUCAUCAUCAUUCACGCUGCAGACGCUGACAAGAUCUAA
Messenger RNA from Puccinia graminis f. sp. tritici CRL 75-36-700-3, 1233 nucleotides. RefSeq lists its product as uncharacterized. Bases 1 to 1233 code for a protein of 410 amino acids. The transcript is spliced from 3 exons. Lineage: Eukaryota; Fungi; Basidiomycota; Pucciniomycetes; Pucciniales; Pucciniaceae. The record is from RefSeq and is a predicted model, not a curated record.